Molecule: messenger RNA, 1193 nt
Organism: Gossypium raimondii (Peruvian cotton)
Lineage: Eukaryota; Viridiplantae; Streptophyta; Magnoliopsida; Malvales; Malvaceae
Product: FCS-Like Zinc finger 2
Exons: 2
Coding region: 204-725 (173 amino acids)
Source: RefSeq, a predicted model, not a curated record
CCUGUAGUUGUUUUUACUCUAUUUUUUUUCUUUAAUUUUAAUUUUCCUCAACAAAGAACAAAGCUUUGAGCUUCCCCCACUAUAAAAUCAACCCACCAUUUUCUUUUCCCACUCACUUUCCUUUCUUCAUCUUUGUUUUGCUUUGAAACAACCCAAAGAUCAGACCUUCUCUAAAACAAAAAAACCGAACCAAAACGCUAAAAAUGGAAUCAUCUGGACGUUCAAGGAGGCCUUGUUUCAUUGAAGAAGAUAAUGGGUUGGCUUCUCUUGCAGUUAUGGAGUCUGGGUAUGCAGGAAUUCAUUGCCAAACUCAUAAGCAAAAUGGAUUUUUUUCAAGACCUCUUUGUUACUCAAGGAGAAGUAGUUUGAGGAAUCUGCCAUCAUCAUCAUCUUCAUCUUUUUAUUGUUCUUCGGCUUCUUCUCCAAGGUCUGGUAGGUUUUGUGAUGCCAGAUUUGAAGACCAUCAGCCCCAUUUCUUGGAUGCUUGUUUCCUUUGCAAGAAGCCUAUUGGGGGUAACAGAGACAUCUUCAUGUACAGAGGGGACACACCUUUUUGUAGUGAAGAGUGUAGACAAGAACAAAUAGAGAUUGAUGAAGCUAAGGAAAAGAACCAUAACCUUUCAUCCUCCAUUAAAGCUAUGAGAAAGAAAGACCAAAAAAAAUCUACAUCUCCAACAAAAGCUGAAAGCUACCCUUUCCGACCAGGCACUGUUGCAGCUGCCUAAAUCACCUCACCAAGCAAAAUAAAACAAACAUAUAUCUACCUUGUAUAAACAGAGUUAAAAGAAAGACCUUGAACAAAGGACAUGGAGAUCCAUGAAGAAAAGGGCCAAGGAGAGGAAGAACAAGAAGAAGCAGCCUCUAUGAGGGUUUCUUUUUCCGGGUUUUUUAAAAAAAAAUCCCAAUUUUCUUGAGAAGAAACAUAUAUGCUAAAAGUUAACUGUGAAUGUUAUGAUAUAGGGUAUUAUAUGAGACUGUGAGAUAGCCUUAGAUUUGCUCUAUGAUAUGGCUCUUUUUUUGGGUGUUUUCUUUGGUGGAUAAUUAGAUUUGAUCCUUUUUUUCUUCUUAGGAAGUGCUAAUGAAUCAAUGAAGAAGAGGAAGGAAAGUUGUUUUUGGCUGUUCAUUUUCAUGAAUAUGGAAAGUGAAUGACAUGAAUGGAACUUGAUAAAAAAGAAGCUGUUUUGUUUUGUCGA